Messenger RNA from Merops nubicus (carmine bee-eater), 1233 nucleotides. It is a transcript of the gene MTMR9, whose product is annotated as myotubularin related protein 9. NCBI's taxonomy places the organism in Eukaryota, Metazoa, Chordata, Aves, Coraciiformes, Meropidae. The transcript is spliced from 7 exons. Gene Ontology annotation, biological process: negative regulation of autophagy. The record is from RefSeq and is a predicted model, not a curated record. The annotation marks the transcript as partial.
ACAGACGAAUGGCGCCUCAGCUGCAUCAACCAGGAGUUCUCCAUCUGUCCCUCCUACCCUCCCCUGGUCAUUGUCCCCAAGGCCAUCGACGACGAGGCUCUGCGGAAAGUCGCCGCCUUCCGCCACGGCGCUCGCUUCCCGGUGCUCAGCUACUACCACAGGAAGAAUGGGAUGGUGAUGAUGAGAAGCAGCCAGCCCCUGACGGGUACCAACGGGAGGAGGUGUAAGGAGGAUGAGAAGCUCAUCAAUGCCACCCUGAGGCCUGGCAAGAGGGGCUACAUCAUCGACACCAGGUCCUUGGCUGUUGCCCAGCAGGCCAGGGCCAAAGGAGGGGGCUUUGAACAAGAAGCACACUACCCCCAGUGGAGGAGGAUUCACAAAUGUAUUGAGAGGUUCAACAUUCUGCAGGAAAGCCUCAUCAAGCUGGUGGAAGCCUGCAACGACCAGUCACACAACAUGGACCGUUGGCUCAGCAAGCUGGAAGCUUCCAACUGGCUGACACACAUCAAAGAGAUCCUGACUGCAGCUUGUCUGGCUGCUCAGUGCAUUGACAGGGAAGGUGCAUCAGUGUUAGUGCACGGGACUGAAGGAACUGACUCAACACUCCAGGUCACUUCUCUGGCACAGAUUAUCUUGGACCCAAGGUGCAGGACCAUACGUGGCUUUGAAUCUCUUGUUGUGAGGGAGUGGCUGCAGGCUGGUCACCCUUUCCAGCAGCGCUGCGCCCAGUCGGCCUACUCCAACAGCAAGCAGAAGUGGGAGGCCCCAGUUUUCCUCCUUUUCUUGGACUGUGUGUGGCAAAUCCUUCGGCAGUUCCCUUGCUCCUUCGAGUUCAACGAGCAGUUCCUGCUCCUGCUCCUGGAGCACGCCUACGCCUCGCAGUUCGGCACCUUCCUGGGCAACAACGAGAGCGAAAGGUCUAAACUGAAGCUGCCACAAAAGACCAUGUCCCUGUGGUCCUGGGUGAACAGGGCUGAAGAGCUGAGCAAGUUCCAGAACCCUCUCUUUGAAGCCAACAGCCUGGUGAUCUGGCCCUCGGUCGCCCCGCAGAGCCUGCAGCUCUGGGAAGGGGUCUUCCUGAGGUGGAACAGACCUUCCAAGUUCCUGGACGAAGCCCAGGAAGAAAUGAUCAACAUCAUAAAGUACAACAAAGAACUCCAGGCCAAGGUGAAUGCACUGAGGAGGCAGCUGGCAGAGAUGGAAACGGAUGAUAGGAUGCAGGAGAACCUCUGA